ACGUUUCGUGUUACUACACAAAGCUUUCAUGAAAGUGAAAAUACGAAUAUUUGGAGAUGCAAAAAGUUCAGUGAUUGACAUGAGUUUUCAAUUUUAUGUGAUGGGAUAAAAUUAUUUACUGGAAAGCAGGAUGGCGUCAAUGUAUGACCGUGGUUCACCCCCACGUUACAGGCGCCACACAACGUCCGUGCUCCAGUCUCUACAGUCACGAAGCGUUCCCAAUUCUGCUAGACUCUCCUCAACACCUCGUCCUACAUCGGCUCUGGACCGCAGAAUGGUCCACAGGUCAUACGUUGAUGUAACGACAGACAUGGACUCACCCUCAGCACAUUCCACCCAUCAACAAGACCACUUCUACACAGAGCUGUACAGGAAGUACCCACAUGCGUUUCGACGUCGCCUAGAGGCUCGUGAUGCAGGGAGACAACUGUUCAAUUCCAGGCACCACGUGAGAUUCAAGGAUGAGAUUAAUGAUGAAUCAGAAAAUUCUGUCCAUUUACACAAUGGUUCUGUGUCGGCAAGGACUUUAACUAACUGGGAUAAAGAAGUUGGGCAUUAUUUUAGACAAGGUCAAAGUUCAAGGUCGCAAGAACGUUUGAAUUCAGAUUGCGAGGGUUCAGAAAUGUCUGUGAAACAGAGGCUGCGAAUGAAUUCUAAACACUUGAAUAAUUUGUUGAAUGAAGGGUCUCCUUUUAGGAAAAGAAAGAGUGGGGAUCAUGUGCAAUAUGACAGUGGGAUGGAAAACGGGCAAAGCUUGCAGGAUUACAUGCUAGAAAAAAGCAAGGAAAGAAGUCGACACAGGAAGAAGCAUCAUAGAAUUAUAAUACAACGAAAAAUUACCAAAGAUGAUGAUAGAGAUGAAAACAAGGAAAAUGAAAUCCGCCAACGCAGAUGGAUGAGCAAGUCAGCAUCUCCAGUUGCCAGGAACCGGCUCACCUUCAACCCUUAUGUGAUGAGUUUACCUAGAGACAACCACCAUGUUGAUGUUGAUGCUUUGAUUUCAAACACUGAUUUACAAAUUGAUACUGUUUUAGAAAAUAUCAAUAUAGCAGGUCAAGAGUCGCCGCCUGACAGUGCCAUAGACAUCGGGACACCCUCUGUGCAGUCACUGGUAACAACAGGCAGAGGGGUGCCCUUUAGUAAGUCUAUGGAGAAAAAAGAAGAGUUGCCUUCUCCUGACUCUGAAGGAGGGAGAGUAAAUUCAGGGGAGAUAAUUGGUGAAAAUGUAGAAUCCAGUCCAGGAAGUAGUGCUAGUGCAUGUGUAAGAAACAGUAAGACAAAUGAGGAAAACCAAUGCACGAACAGUGAAUCAAUAAUGAGUAAUGUUGAUAUUAAUAAAGAAAAUGAAACAGUAGUAAACACAGCUAUGAAUACAACAGAGCCUGCAGCUGUUGCCGGUGACACAUGUAGGAUGCAGGAAAUCAAUGAGAUUAACAAACUAGUUGAGGAAUACAUGCUUACCUCAGAACACAUUGACCAGCUAGAAUCUAGGCAGGGGGAGGCUGGUCUGUUACAGAUCUUCAGUAAAGAGAUGGGAUAUGACACUGAACACAGCAAUUACAAGUGCAAUGCUCCAGAUAUUAAUUCAGACUUUUCGGAUCAAAACAGAAUUUCUGAAUCAGUAGUAACAUUUUCUACAGGUGAAACUUUGAGUAGUGUUAAAGGUGCUUAUAAAGACAAUACUGCUGAGGGGAAUGAUGAUGGUAUGGCAGUGAAUGGUUCUAAUUUCAAUAAUAGAGAGUUGACAGAAGCCAAUUACCAUGCUGAUGAUGAACGGGAGGGCGAGGAAAAUGUUGCCAUGGAAAUAAGAUCAAAGUCAGAACAUGAAAUAGCUUCAAAGAAGACGAUGCAUAAAGACUCAGAUGUCGACUCGGGCAUCGGACAUAGCAGUACCUGCACAGAAUCACUUCCUCCGAGGGGUCGGGGCAAGUCAAGGGGGGUAACCAUGAAACCACAGCCUGUCAGGGCUGACCACAGUAUUCUCCCUUUGAGGUCAGAUGUUGAUGUCGACAUAGCAGAAGAGGUUGACCUGAUUGCAAGGCUGUCACAUGACCUUGUCAGAGGAGGCAAUCCUAUAGACAAGGGAGAUGAUACAGACUUCUCCCUAGGCACAUAUCGCGAGUCCAUGAGGGAAAAAAAAGUGGCAGAGAAAUACCGCAAGGCCCGAUCACCAUCCCCAUUCAUCUUGUUGAAAACUGGCCAAUCAGCUUACAGCAGGAGACCACUAAGUGCUCCUUCGUUUGUGAAGAGUGACACUGACAUGAAGGUCGUAGAUAUUUCAUUGUGUAAUGAGAGUUUGUCUGACCUGUCUUCAAAUAUCUCCAGUCCUGGAGGAAUUAACUCACACUCAAUGCCAAACAGAACGAAGGUUAGUUGUGAAUACCAACAAGAAGUGAACACUGCUGGAAAAGUUUCGGUUCAACAAAAGUAUGCCUCCACCCCAAAUUUGACAAAAAAUGAUAUUCAUCGAGACUUUCACAACAAUGAUUAUGACUACCAUAAUCCAGUGUCUUCCAACGUGCAAAAUUCCAAACAUCAAAAACAUUCAGUGACCUCCCUUUCGUCCCGAGGGAGUUCAAUGUCUCCUAUUAGUGAAAGUGACUCGGAUCAGCCUACGCAAAUAUACAAGGAAGAUUAUCAUACCCAGCAAACACAAAAAGCUGAUAAUGACAGUGCCAUAACAAAUCAAAGACAUGCUCAGAAGCAGAGUGAAUUGAAUCAUAAACCAAAUGUAAAUGGAAAUGUGCAUCAUGUUGAAGCAACCAUACAUUAUAACACUGACCAUGUACACAGUGAUCAGCAUUUACAGACUGGUGCAGCGAAGAUCACGGACAAGAGAGGAGUGUUUAAACCUGGUGUUACUUCACCAAGAGUGAAGGAAAAAAGACUCAAACUUCGCAAUAUCCUGAAGAACAAGAAAGGCAGCUUUAAUCCCAUCGAGAGUGAGAGCUGGGCACUGGCAGAUGAAAGAAAUGUUGUGAACAGGAUCUACGCUAAAGACCGGGGACCAGAAAGUGAUAGCAAUCAUAGAAGGUUCACAGACACUGGUAUGGAACAGACCAGUAACCAUGGUGAUGGUUCCAGUGUUGGUAGUCAUGUUUCCUGGCAGGACUCUAUAGAAUCUAGAGGCAGAAAUGGUGCUUCUGUGUCUAACACUGAAUCUACUCGAGGUGCAAGUACACCCAGUGUUGGUUAUUCCCCACAAAGUAGUGUAGAAGAGCGAUUGGAUUUAAAUAAUUCACAAGACCAUCAGAAUACUGAAGGUUCAGUGGAAUAUAUAUCAAGUGAAAAUGGUGCAGCUUUAACUAAUAGUGGGAAUAGUGCAAGAAAUAAUUCAAGACAAAGUGAUACCUCGCCAUUAUCAAAUUCCAACACAAGUAUUGGUGGUGAGUCACCCCAGAAAGCCCUACCUCCGAAGAAACCUGCCAGGACAAAACAGAAAUCUAACAUUACAGACCUCAACUUCUCCAACUACAAGAUAAAGACUCAGAAUGGUCAGCAGAACCCACAACCAAUGACCAGUUCCACGAGUGGAGUUGCCACCAGAAAACACCCAGCGUAUGGAAAUACAGAAUCACCCAGGCCAGUAUCAAAGGAGGCAAUAUCCAGUGUACCACUACAGCAUCACACAGAGGACAUCAUAGCUCCACAAGACAAACACAGUACCUUGGCCGAGUCCAGAGAGAAGAGUGCCUCCCGAGGAUCCCUGCUGGAGAAAACAAAGGGCAAACUACGCAAGUUCCGUAAUUCCGUCAGUCUAGAGAACGGCCUGGACAGUGCAGGGGUGGAUGGUCAUCCUGGUGGCAGUAGCCUUCCAAAGGGGAGUAAUCCUAAUAAACCUGCCAAGGGAGGGCACUCUUUCCUGCCCUUGAUGAAGAAAGCUCCAUCAUUGAAGUCACUUACCUCCCUUUUUAAGAGAAAGAAGAAAAAGGGAAAGUUUAACAUUGAAGACAGUGAACAAAUGUACGAUGGUUCUACCCUCACUCUCAACAGCGUUGGAACUGGCAACGCCCCUUUGUCAGCCAGACAACGACAGCAGUGGUCUUCAUGCCACACUCUUCCCUCUAACACACCCACACACACCAAUCAGCCAAUCAACAUGCAGCAAGAUCCCACCCAUCCAAUCACAGGUGGCCAAAAAUCAAAUCAUCCAAUAGGAAGGCUUCAGAGGUUGAACCCAGAUGGUUCCCAGCAAAUACAGCUGGUGAAACCAGAUGAUGGCCCUCUUGGAUUUUUUAUCUCUAAGGGAAACGCCAAAUUUGGAAAUGGAGUGUUUGUGUCCAGAUUUUCAACUGUCAGACCCGAACGGAGUUUUGCUGGUUUACUGAAUGUCGGAGAUGAAAUACUGGAGGUUAAUGGCCACCCUGUUCGCGACCUGUCUCAAGACGCUGUUUACGAGCUGAUCUCUGCUAGUCCUGUCAUCGUCAUGAAAGUUUUACCAUUUAUAGCCAGAACAGAUGUAUGAAACAUCUAUGUUUAUAACGUUAUGUGUAUAAGGACAAACAAAUGUAAUGUUUUGUUUUACGGACUUUGACCAACGCAAAUUGUAGUGAGCAAAAUAAAAGUACUAUCUUUUUCAUUUUGCUUAGAAACAGAAGUGGGCAAAGGCAAAAUACUGCUUUUUUUCUAUAUUUAUAUAAUUAUAUUUAGAAAGAUAUUCACAAACAAUAACAACAUUAUUUACCUAUUUAAUUGUAAGUUAAAGGAAAUAGUCUCAACACGAUAUAUAUUUAUUUGGCAUACCUAUUUAAGUCUCCCCGAAGUUCUCACAGAAGUUCUCAUGGUUUGCAUUGUUUUAUGCAUGUUGCCUUCACAUAAAACUUUGUUUGACUUUAUUUUUUUUCAAUUAAAAACAAAGGCAUUCAUGAAAAAUUGGUAAACAUCUGGAACCAAACAUCAGUUCGGGGUGAUCAUGUAAUUUAAAUUUCAAACACACUUGAGUGUAAAAAAAAAUGUUAGCAGCUAUUAUAAAGGCGGUGUAUUAGACUCAUUCCAAUUUUGGUUUACUGGUAAUUGUUGUGUGAAAUGUUUGAUUUGUUUUCCAUUUUUAAAUUCAUUCUAUGAAAAUAUUUAUGAUCUUUCUAUAAGAAAUCCAUUUAGUUAAGAAAUCCAAAGGUUUGUUAUAAGUUUUGUAUGCUGUAUGUGAUUUUUCAUUGCAAAUUUUGAAAUCUUAAUGAAAUAAACUUUGUGAGGAGAAUGUUCACAGUAUCUUUUACGCAUUCGUAUUUCCUUUUUUCAUAUAAACUAUGAAUUUAAGAACAGAACUGAAGUAUGAUUUAUUUGGAUUUAAACAUUAUAGCAUUUCUCAGCUAUAGAAGGCAUAGACAAGUCCAUAUGGCUACAUGUAUAUCUUAAACCAGGGUCGUCAGAUACCUUACUGUACACUUUAUUUAAAAAGAAAAUAAAUUUCUAAUAAAUGCAUUUUAUAAAAGUUAAUUUGUUUUAAUCUGUUUUACAAUUUUCCUGUGAGGCAGAUGUACGGCAGGCAAUGAUCAACUGUAAAAGCACAUCUUAAGACUGAAACUAUGGUUUAUCAUGAUAAAUGUUAAAAAUAACAAAUCGCCUAAUGCGCAAAAUUGAGGAUUUAAAAAACAACAAUUUAAAAAACAUUUAAAAAUGUGAAGUGAUCAUUUUUUUUUGUGGUACAGUGUACCGCCCGAGUUUUAGUUAUAGCCAUGCAUACAGCUUUGUGUAUGGCCUGGAUUUUGUUACAACCAUGGCAUAUUCAUGUUUGUCUGCUCUUAUGUCUGCUCUUGUUAUAUUCUUAAAUUGUAUGAAAUGUUUUAUCUCAUAAAGAUUUCAAUGUUGAACUUUACUAUUCUCCGUGCAAAAUAGUUUUUGAAGAUUGUUAUCAUAUUGCAAUAUAUAAAGGUGAGUUAAAUUGAAUUGCAAUAAAUGAUACCGUAAUUGUUUUUAAUAGCCCUUUUUGUAUGAAAAGCGUUUGGGCUAGGGUGAUUGGUUUGGUGCUGUCUGCAUGCAAAAACUACAAACUUGGCCAUAACAUAUAAAAAAACGUUCCAAGGUAUUCAAAUGAAACUUUUUACAAAUGUUUACCAGAGACGAUACAAACAUGUAAUGCAAGGUCCACGACUCUGAUUUUAUCAAAGUUGUGCCCCUUCCAACAAAACAAAACAAUUCAACAGGCAUGCGAUGGCAUUCUCGCUGAAGCGCCCCUGUUUCAUAGUUGAACUCAACAAAAAGGUGAUAUUAAUUUUUAUUUUUAGAUCAUUUCUUCAUAAUUGCCAUAACUCAACUCUUUUUGUUAUUUGUGUAUUUUCGCGUAUAUUAUUGUUCAAUUUAUCUGUUCUAUAAUUAAGGAAAAUAGUUCCUUUUUGUACAAUGUAUUGUUACAAUAUUUGUCAAGCCAGUAUGAAUUGAUAUUUUAUAUUUUUGUAUUCAACUUUCAAAUUGACGUUAAAUUUAUGAUUAAUCUGAUGGCCAGUGUUAUGAGAUAGACUUAGUAUAUUAUAACUUACCAAUAUAGAUAAAUAGUAUUGGGUCAUUUCUUUAGUGAUGUACAUAAGUAUUUGCCUUAUAUGCAAAACAUAUUACAUCCACUAGUAUAUAUUAUAGGCCUUUUUUCAUACAAGUAAUAUAUUAGGUCACUCAAAUAACUGAUAAUUCUUAUAUCAUACUGACUUUAAUUGUUGUCAUCAAAAUAGAGUAAGAGAGAAUACCAGUUAUAAAAAAACCCAUCACAUAUACAUGGGUCAAUACUAACUAUAUUUCCCCGGAUUCUGAAGGGACACCAGAAACUGCAAUCAAGUUUCUUUCCUGAAGUCCGGUGUCCAAGUUAAAAUUUGGACAUGUUUUUCUCUAAUUUCUCUAAUGUGUUUACACCAGUUCUUAAGGCUAACCAAAAAGAUUGCAUUAAGUAUGGUGUAGAAAAGCUCUUCAAUUCUACAGUUUAGUUUAUUAUUGGCGUCCAGUCACAUGCUUGUAAUUAAUGUGUCUUUAAGGUUCCUAUCUAUCUUAAUGCAUAAAAUUUACGGUGCCGGCAUCGUUGGAUAGCCCUGAUACACUGCUGCGCUUUGCUUAUAUGUGUACCAUGGGCAAUUUGGUUUGGAAAAUCUUGUAAUCAUGAAUAAUUAAUGAGGCAGUUUCAUUGAUUCCACAAGGUACCAAUGCAGAAAUAUGCACAGACACUGAAAAAAUAUUAUGGUGAUUGCUUGAAGUGAACAUGGUCAACAAGUUUACUACAAGAGCCACGAAGACCACUCGCCUGUUGAGCCAGCUGACAAUUUAGAUUUGUUUUAAGAGUGUUUAAUUUUAACAUCCUUUCAUGGAAAAGAGAGUUGUCUCCCCUGACUCAUGCAUGGCCCUUAAAACGAGAUUUUGUCAGUCAAUUAUAUCCCACAGUAUUCAUUAUUGAGUGUAAUAACGAAAAAAAGUAUCAUGGUUGCUGAUGCUGGGUGUUCCUUUGGGAUGCUUGACUAGCUGGUUGUCCCUUCAGUAUAAUUGGUGUCCUCUGGAUCCGGGGACACUGUUAGUGUACAACGGGGACACUGUUAGUGUACAACGGGGACACUGUUAGUGUACAACGGGGACACUGUUAGUGUACAACGCUGCCUAUAAUCAUAUUGAAAUGUUAUGCCCUAUGUUAUACAAUAGAGGUAGUAUUAAAAUAUAAAGUUAGAAGUAUUAGCAUUUAAAUAUAUAUAUGUUAAUAAUACGAUUUUUUUUUAUGUGUAGACUUUCAAGAUUGUGUUUUGUAAACAAUUCAGACAAGUGUAUGUUUUAAAUGGGCCAUGAUGGGAAUUCCGUCUUCGGACAAUGUUUAUUAUUACCAAUUUUGAUUCAAUUUUAUAAAUUUUUCUGUCUUUCUAAUCAAUCUAUUUCAAGCUAAUAUCAUUACAUUUAGAAAAAUGUGAGCGAAACAUUAUGUAAGUGUAGCUUCAUGGAGGUUACAUUUUAUACGUUUUUGUAUUUAAAUCAUGGUUAAUGCUGUUUCCCUCCAAACAUUUAUUUGCGAGAUAUGUCUUUAGAUAUCACAAAAAUAAGAAAUUUGUCAAUAUGUUUUUGAACUUUAUAAGUACCAACUGCUUUUUUUAUGCUGAAAAUUUAAGCAUUAUUAUUUAAAUGACUGGUCGCUAUGGAAACUCAUUCGUUUAUUAUGCAUUUAAUUAUACAAAUAAUUGUAUUUUAUUCAUAAAACAACUGACUGAGCGUAAAGUUAAAUGCAUACAAAACAUAACAUUUUCUGCCAAAUUUGUUCAUUUUAUGAUUUAACUUCAUUUAAAAAAUAUCAAUUUUGUCUGAAAGACCUAAAUUGUUGUGUCGCGCCUAAAAUGUAGUUGGAUCAUUAUUUAUCUACUUGCAAGUAUUUUAGUACAUUAUUAAACAAGUCUUUAGGAUAAUAUGUAUAUGUAUAUUUUGUAUAAGAUGAAAACUUUUAAAUUAAUUCUUCCAAACUCAUAAUAAAUAUAUGUUAAGUGUGCUUAUACCACCGAAUAUCAGUGGUACUCUGUAAUUGUUUGUAAUAUCUAUGUUACUCAUAGAAUGUUUACAUAAUGUAUGUACUAAA
Mya arenaria is the source of this 8524-nucleotide messenger RNA. RefSeq lists its product as uncharacterized. Lineage: Eukaryota; Metazoa; Mollusca; Bivalvia; Myida; Myidae. Gene Ontology annotation, biological process: establishment or maintenance of cell polarity; centrosome cycle; regulation of cellular localization. The record is from RefSeq and is a predicted model, not a curated record. Gene Ontology annotation, molecular function: protein kinase C binding. The transcript has 10 exons. Gene Ontology annotation, cellular component: apical plasma membrane; cell cortex; nucleus. Bases 131 to 4465 code for a protein of 1444 amino acids.